Molecule: messenger RNA, 2438 nt
Organism: Amphimedon queenslandica
Lineage: Eukaryota; Metazoa; Porifera; Demospongiae; Haplosclerida; Niphatidae
Product: E3 ubiquitin-protein ligase TRIM71-like
Exons: 1
Coding region: 1-2232 (743 amino acids)
Molecular function (GO): zinc ion binding; protein binding
Source: RefSeq, a predicted model, not a curated record
AUGGCCUCAAAUGAAGUAGUGCCCAGCAAUAGUAUAGUCAUUGAUCCUAUGUGUACUAUAUGUCACAAGCUCUACAAAGAACCUUUACUGCUCUCAUGCCUUCACUCAUUCUGUAAGAAGUGCCUCCUCAAGCAUAUUGACAAGGAAGUAAAAACAGAUGGAGGAAAUAGGCACGUGCACUGUCCAACAUGUGAACAGAGGACUGUCUUAUCUUCUAAUGGUGAAGAAGCAAGUGCUGGGUUGCCUAUCAACCUGAGACUGAGCCAUCUCGCUGAGGUCACAAGUUACAAGAAGAAAAUGGAUAGCAAAGUGUCUUGUGAUCGCUGUGACAACAAGGGAGCCUCAUCCUUCUGUGCCAAUUGCUGCAUGUUUAUGUGCGAUACAUGCAAAGCUGACCAUCAGAGAUGGAAGGAGCUGCGAACACAUGAAGUCAUCGAGUUGGAGUCUAUAAAAAAGAAGGAAGGACAGUCACUGAGGAUACAGCACCCACCUCAAAUAUGCCAGGAUCACAAGAAGGAAGAAAUGAGGUUCUACUGUCUUGAUGAUGAGGAGUUAGUCUGCAGGGACUGUCUGAUGACUACUCAUAAUGGACACAAGAGAGACUAUCUUGAGAAAGUUGCCAAGAGUGAGCAAGAAGACCUCAAAAAGGUAAUGCCAGAUAUAACCAGUGCCAUGGGUCAACUAGACAAGGCAAUAGCAGCUGGUAAAAAGAUGGAGAAAAAAAUUAAAGCAUCUUCAAAGAAAGCCUUGACCAGUAUUGAUGGUGCAUGUGAGGAUCUUGUGAAAGCAGUGAGGGUAAGGCAAGAGGCACUGCAUGAGAGGUGCAAGGGCAUAGACAGUGGCAAGGAGGAAGUCCUGCAGGCCCAAAUACAUGAGUUCGAGAAACUGAAGAACAUUUUAACGUUUCUUGAUGAGACAAUGAAUGAUGCUGUCAACAACCACACACCAGAGGAGCUGCUGACAGUUAAGAAAGUUGUUAAAGCACAAGUUACCCGUGUACUGGAUAACUUUAGCCGAUUUCUACUUGACCUUCAAGAGAACGAAAUAAUCAAUACAUCAUUAGAAGUUGGUCCUAUAAUUGACUCAAUAGAGUCUCUUGGUUACUUUCCUGGAGUGCCUCAUCUUGAAUGCUGUACCAUUGAGGGAUUAGGAGUACAAGAAGCACUGGUUGGCAAGGAGAGAGUUUUUAAGGUGAUACUACGAGAUGAGAAGAACAAGCCAUUGGAAGGGAAUGUCUUGUUCCAGUAUGAGCUGAUCAAUAAAGAUGAUGCUGAUGCACCUCUACCUAAAGUAUCCAUUACACAAUCAGAGAAACAGAAUGAUGGAUGUGCCACACUAUCAAUCACUGUGCCCAACAGUGGCGAGUAUCAACUCAAAGUGAAAAUACGUAACGUCCCACUAGUUACUACUGAUCCAUUUCGUAUGUGGGCCCAUCCACCACGAGAUUACAAAAAAGAAGUGAAUCCUGAUGCACCCAUUGCAACACUGCCUCUACAGAAGUCAGCGUCACGUGGUAUAGCCAUUGAUUAUGCUACAGGUCUGCUGUAUGCAUCAGAUUAUGAUAACCACACAGUAAUGGUACUGCAAACAGAUGGUGAGGUCUACAAACAGAUUGGUGGCAAUGAUAAUGCUGGAGGUAACCUUUCAAACCCAUGGGGAGUGGUAGUGGCUAAUGAUACUUUAUACGUAGUCAGUUCCAACAGCCACAAGGUAAAGAUGUAUGCUCUGUCUGGUGACUUUAUUGGAGAGUUUGGAGAGAAUGGAAACGGUCCAGAGCAAUUCGAUAAUCCACGUGGCAUAGCAUGUGAUAAUGAGGGACACCUAUUCAUUGCUGAUUAUGGCAACGACCGUAUACUGGUCCUCACUAUGCAGGGAAAGGCGGUCUCUUCUAUUAAACCCAAUGCUAAACCGGUUGAUGUAGCAGUGGGCGUCAAUGGCUCAAUCCAUGCUGCUCUUGAGUCCAACACAGUACCAAUACACACUAGAUCUGACAAUGGGGAAUGGAACAAAGCUGGGGAAUAUAAUGCUGGUGGAAACGCAACAGGAAUAACGAUAGAUUGUGAAGGGUACAAGAUGGUCACUAUCAGUUCUGAUAAAAUGAAUAUCAUAGCUCCAAAUUCUAGCGAUGUCUUAAAAACAUGUCCUAAUGUAUCACGUUAUGGUGUCGCUAGGGACUCACAAGGUUUCAUAUACGUUUCACACAACAACAAAACUGAGAUGCUCAAGUAUUGAACGAAGAGAACUCAACAAUAGUAAAAUAGAGUGAUAAUAGGAGGAUAUAAAUGAUUAAUAAUUAUAGUACACACAUUAGAACAUAAAUGACACAUACACAUGAUUAUUAUAGGCAGUUUUGUCAAUCAAUUUCAGUUAUACAUAGGUGACAUCAUUUAUUGUCCCUCAAUGCUUGCUCUGUUGUAGUUUGUUUAUUACUAUUUGAA